Rotaria socialis is the source of this 1716-nucleotide messenger RNA. Lineage: Eukaryota; Metazoa; Rotifera; Eurotatoria; Philodinida; Philodinidae. The record is from the annotation of a GenBank genome assembly.
AUGUCUUCUGUUUAUACUUUUGAAAUGUUGCCCGAUGAAAUGAUAUUAAAGAUGUGCAGUUAUCUUCGUGGGUCCGAUGUUCUCUAUGCUUUUUUAAAUCUACGUGCUCGUCUUAACCUUACGAUCACAAGUUAUUGCCGUUAUGUGAAUUUAAUGGCUGUUCCUCAUCAUCAGUUUGAUUAUGUAGUGUCUCAAAUUUUACCUUUGAUCGGUUCUUCCAUUCGAUCGUUUGUUAUUAAUGGUAAUUGGGAGAUAAUAAUCUCUCAGAAAGCAUUCACUCUGCUUUUCACCUCGUUCAUUUCAAAUAUUUUUCCUCAAAUUGAAAAAUUAACACUGAAAUGCUUCACUGGUAAACGCCUUUUUACCUUUCUUGACAACCUUACAGAUCUUUCACAGUUGGUCGAACUUGAUAUACGAUUUCUCAGAGAAGAUGUAGACGAUACAUUAAUGAGAAAGAUUUUCGCUAGUAACAACAGACGACUCAGACUGGUAUCCUUCGAUAAUGACUCCAUUGCUUUGAAUUUAUCUGAAGAUAAUCAUAAAAAUAUUUCAUUUCCAAACAUUCAAGAGCUUAAAAUUAAUUUGGAGUCUAUCCAAAUACUACCAUGCCUUUUUACACUUCUACCCAAUCUACAUCGUUUACAUGUAUGUGUUGAAAAAAGCUCGCACGAAGAAGACGGACGUAAACUCUUCGCUGAUUUAUCACCUUUGAUUUAUUUAACCGAUUUUCAGUUGCGCUUUGCCGAUUUUGUGGGGAUGUUCGAUACCAUUGUCAAUAUAUUAAAUCAGAUGCCUUUUCUUGAAACAUUAACAUUUGAUUUAUGGACCAACGAUGAACGUCUAGUCAACGGAAGUAAUCUCAUACCAAUACUACCGUCAAGCCUCAAACAAUUUCAUUUUCUCAUUCGAUAUUACUGCUCAGAGUCAAAUUGCCGAAUAGAUCAUCUACUUAAAUCGUGGCCAAAUCAUAUGCGAGUUAGCUAUUCUUUGAAUGAAGAUGACAGUUGUCUAUUAUUCUAUACGAUGCCUUGUUGUUUACGUUCAACUAUCAUAUCAGCAAAGAUAAGUAAACAUGUCGUCUCUUCUUGGACAUAUAUGGAGUACGUUGAAGAUCUACAAAUUAGUGAUGUUACAUGUCUCAAUGACAUAAUCCCAAUAGUAAAGCAUCUCCAUCGACUGCACACGCUAGCUGUAGAUGCAAAAAACCAGCCAGAAAAUGCUACUUCAUUGACUCAAUCUAUUCGUCUUCGACUGCCUUGGCUUAAGAAACUCGAAGUACAUGGUAUCUGUGAAUUAUUUCAUUUACUUCAGGCAGCUCCUAAUCUCGAAUACUUAAUUGUCGAGCACAACUCUAUCAAACAUCUUCUUGAAGAUGAACCCACCUGUAGUCUAUUACAAAAACAAAUUGUUCGUCUCGAAAUUUUUCGAGUGGAAGCAAUCGAUACCGAACAAUUAAAACGUAUUGCUCUUGUGUUCAACAAAAUUAUUGAGUUUAUUCUAAAUAUCAAAAAUUCAAGAACGUUCAUUGACUCAAUUAUAACAGCAGCACUUCUUCUUUGGAAGAACAAAGAACUUUUUUCACUUCAUAUCGGUGGUUCAAUGUCAGCUGAAGCAACUGAAAAUCUUCAAGAAUGGAUAGUUCAUCAUUCAGAUUUAACAAGAGAACAUUCUUUUGCAAUUGCUUAUCAAAAAAAUUGGUUUUCUUUAUGGUGGUAA